Messenger RNA from Cyphomyrmex costatus, 673 nucleotides. RefSeq names its product Cofilin/actin-depolymerizing factor homolog tsr (gene tsr). Gene Ontology annotation, molecular function: actin binding. The record is from RefSeq and is a predicted model, not a curated record. Bases 175 to 621 code for a protein of 148 amino acids. Lineage: Eukaryota; Metazoa; Arthropoda; Insecta; Hymenoptera; Formicidae. Gene Ontology annotation, cellular component: actin cytoskeleton. Gene Ontology annotation, biological process: actin filament depolymerization. The transcript has 3 exons.
AGAGAGGAGCCUCCCUUCCCGUUCGGCCUGUUCGAGCCAGCCGCGCGAUUCCUUCGACUGGACGUUAACCAGCCGCUAUCCAGUUCCACCACGGCCGAGAUACUCUGGGAAAGUGUCGGUUAAAGUGCUCAUUCACGUGACUCUGCUCCCCGGCUACAUCGCCCGCUACGAAAAAUGGCAUCUGGAGUGACAGUCGCGGACGUUUGCAAGACAACGUACGAGGAGAUAAAGAAAGACAAAAAGCACCGAUAUGUGAUUUUCUACAUCAAAGAUGAAAGACAGAUAGAUGUCGAAGUCAUUGGACCCCGCGACGCGGCUUACGACGCCUUCCUCGAGGAUUUGCAGAAGGGCGGCAGUGGGGAAUGCCGUUAUGGCCUGUUUGACUUUGAAUAUACCCAUCAAUGUCAGGGUACUUCCGAGGCAUCCAAGAAACAGAAAUUGUUCUUGAUGUCGUGGUGUCCCGACACGGCCAAGGUUAAGAAGAAGAUGUUGUACUCGAGUUCCUUUGAUGCUUUGAAAAAGUCGCUGGUUGGUGUGCAAAAGUAUAUACAGGCGACAGACUUGUCGGAGGCCUCCCAGGAGGCUGUCGAGGAGAAACUUCGAGCUACUGACAGGAAUUAGGAGUAUUCCAGCAAAUCCCAAAACCACUAUUACGAGAUAAGAAAAAAGAAAA